UCCAACAUUCUCUAUAUAUAGUUAGAGAGAGGGAGGAAGGAACAGAGGCUGUUUCGUUUUCCUUCCAUUAACAAUCAAAAGAUCAAAGAAAAAGCAUCCCAAGCUUGCUUCGGUUUUUCCUUCCAUCUCCAUUAUCAAUCAAAAGAUUAAAGGGAACACAAAGCGAAAAUCUUUGAUGAGCAAACAAUGUCUCCAAAGGAGCUCUACAAUGUCCUCAGCGCAGUAUUUCCUCUCUAUUUCGCCAUGUUCCUGGCCUACUCCUCCAUCAAAUACUUCAAUCUCUUCACCCCCGAGCAAUGCUCCGGCAUCAAUCGCUUCGUCGCCAUCUUCGCCAUUCCCCUUCUCUCCUUCAAUUUCAUCACCAAAAUCAAUCCUUUCCACAUGCAUUUCCUCUUCAUCGCCGCAGAUUCCCUCUCCAAGCUCUUUGUCCUGUUCCUCCUCUUCUGCUGGUCUCGUUUCUUUAAAAAGGGCAGCUUGGAUUGGUCCAUAACUUUCUUCUCCAUCGCCACCCUCCCGAACACGCUUGUCAUGGGAAUCCCUCUUCUGAAAUCCAUGUACGGAGAUGAACAGGAGGAUUUAAUGAUUCAGAUUGUGGUGAUGCAAUCCAUUGUUUGGUACACGCUUCUGCUCUUUCUCUUUGAAUAUCGUUCUGCAAGGAAUUCGUUAAUGGAGAAAAUGAGCAGCGAUGGUGUUGGGGAUCAGGAGAGAGGAAUCGGUGAAGAAGAAUUAAUUCAGGUUGUUGUAUGCAAUUCAUCAUCUGAGAAUGAGACUCAAAAAUCUCAGUUUGUGACCAAGGUAUCUCCAGAAUUGGAAGAAGAAGAAGAAGUUAAGACUGCUGAGAAGCUUCCUGAGAUCGAAGAACAAAGCAAACAACAAGGUGUUUGUGAGAGUUCAGUGCAGGUUUGCCGCAGAGAAGAAGAAGAAGGUAAGGAAGAAGAUGAGAAACCUCAACCAAACAAGCUUUCAAUGCUUUUAAUAUUGAGAUUGGUCUUCCACAAGCUCAUCAGAAAUCCAAAUACCUAUGCUAGCGUGCUUGGUCUUGUCUGGGCUCUGAUUUCUUCAAAAUGGAAUGUGAAAAAGCCAUUAAUAAUGGACAGCUCAAUAACCAUUCUGUCAAAUUCUGGAUUAGGAAUGGCUAUGUUCAGUCUUGGGUUGUUCAUGGCCAUGCAACAUAGCAUAAUACCAUGUGGGAAGAAGAUGGCUACUUAUGGCAUGAUUAUAAGAUUCGUUGCUGGUCCAGCUUUUAUGGCAGUGGCUGCAAUUGUUCUUGGUAUCAGAGGCACCAUUCUGAAAGUCUCAAUUGUUCAGGCUGCCUUGCCACAAGGAAUUGUGCCAUUUGUGUUUGCGAAGGAAUAUAAUCUUCAUCCUGAGAUGCUAAGCACUGCGGUUAUAUUUGGGAUGAUUGUGUCAUUGCCAGUCACAAUAUUGUAUUACAUGGUUCUGGGUUCCUGACUCAUUUUCAGUGCUCGGAUUUCUCUGGUUCUGAGAUGGGCGAAUAUGAAAUGAAGAAGUUUUUAGCUUUUAUAAUUGGUGUAUAAUAUAAUUUAUAUAUAUAUUAUUGUACUAGAUGACAAAAGUUUAGCCUUCUUGUUUGAAUGUUCAGUAUAGUAUGCGACCCUUAGUUACAUUUUUA
This is a messenger RNA of Phalaenopsis equestris, 1633 nucleotides long. RefSeq names its product auxin efflux carrier component 7-like. The transcript is spliced from 6 exons. Lineage: Eukaryota; Viridiplantae; Streptophyta; Magnoliopsida; Asparagales; Orchidaceae. The record is from RefSeq and is a predicted model, not a curated record. Gene Ontology annotation, biological process: auxin export across the plasma membrane; auxin polar transport. Gene Ontology annotation, molecular function: auxin efflux transmembrane transporter activity. The coding region runs from base 187 to 1452 and encodes 421 amino acids. Gene Ontology annotation, cellular component: endoplasmic reticulum; plasma membrane.